This is a messenger RNA of Candidula unifasciata, 1842 nucleotides long. Lineage: Eukaryota; Metazoa; Mollusca; Gastropoda; Stylommatophora; Geomitridae. The record is from the annotation of a GenBank genome assembly.
AUGGAACUGUUAGGAGAAAAGAUUGAACAUAGCUGUACAAAUGUGGAACAUCUGUCCUGUCCUGUGAGCCCACUGGCUAAUCUUUACUUGUCCCAGAACCAAAGAUUGGUUCAUAUCAAACUAAGAAUCGGACAUGCUAUUGCCAGGCGUUGCGCCAGAAUGAUUAAAACCAGAAAUCUCUCUGGAGAUGGCUUGUUUGUGUGGGCAGACAGCAUAACAGUGCUGACUGCAGCACAAUCAAUCAACCAGCUGACUGUGUCAAAGGACGUUUCCCUGGAGACAGAGAUUCUCUUUGUGAUGGGGAAAGUUCAGAAAAUGAUGGUUUUCCUGAACAUGAUGGAAGCCAGAGAGGCUGCAAAUACUCUGCUCAGAGCCAUAAAAGCUUCAUAUAACAGUAACCGGGAUCUGGGAUUGAUGAGACAAGCCUACCUAGAAAUGGCCCUGAUCUACAUGUUCAGUUCUGGAGUGAUGACAGUGACUGAACACUGUCAUCUAGAGCCUGCCAUGGAGCCUAAUUUACAUAUUUUAAACAGCAAGUCAGAACUAGAGGUAAUUAGUAAGAGACAUACACAGUUGUGGGAAUUGAUAAUGAAUGAAGGUGUGUCUGCUUUCACAAAAUUCUUAUUUGGCAAGGCUCAGUAUCUAAUGCACUUACCUGGCAAGGACAAGAAGGGGGAUGAAGAGGCGGCCGAGAAAGAGAAAGAGAAAGAAAAAGAGAAAAAAGUAGCUCGGCUGGCAAUAUCUUGCGCAGCAGCUGUUGCACAAGCUCAGUGGUCAAGGAACCACAUUACCGGGGACAUUGGUGUGAUCACUCAGAAACUGGAGGAGAAGACUUUGAACAGCAUACCUGACUUUCUCUUGCUGGACCUUCUUGCUAGAAAUGUUCUUGGGGAGAAGCAGAAGGUGUACAAGAAUGAAAUAGAAGAGGAAUUAAGUGUUUUGUCUGAAGCCACUGAAGUCAGAAGUGCAGAACCAUAUGACAGUCAACUGAAAAAAGUUAGGGAUUCUGCAAAGGUUUUAAAAUGGAAUCAUUUACUGGGCUACCAGACCAUCUUACAGCGUCUGGUCAGUACUGCCAGUUUGGCAAUGGCCAGCUACCAGACAGAUGGAACCAAAGCGAAAGAGAAUCAGUUGAAUCUGCAGCUGACAAGCUGUGCUAAAUCUGGCAAGAACCAUGAUGUCGUUAGAUAUAUGUUGCUGUCAGCUGGGUGGCAGAUUCGUCUGAUAAGCAUGCACAGCUUCCUGUCUGCAAACCUCAAGACCUAUGAUGAAGUGUGCUGUGCUCCAUUCCCACCUGCAGACUUAAACUUGGCCAGACAAAAUCAGACAGCAGCUGAUUCAAAAAUCGGCCGGAGAUCAAAUAUUGCCAUGCAGAGCAUGGAUGCAGAAAAUAUUCAACCAAGCAACCUUAGAAGAGCAACUUUGGCAUCUGCCCCAACUUAUGAACAGAAGAAACUUGAUGAGCAAAUGUCUGCAGAAGGCGACUCUCAGUUGUCUGUUCAGUGGUACCAACCUAGUCUAGGGGAAGAUGGAAGUUCUAUUUCUGGUGCUGAUGUCAAUGAGAAAAGGAUCCUACUUUUGUAUGCUUUAACCAAAAGAGAGAUGAAACCUGUCCAAGGCUUUAAGUGGGUAUCACUGCAAAAGCUCUAUGACCUGCAUGACAGAAAAUGUCUAGAUGAUAUAUGGAUGUUACUAAAAGGCAAACCUCAGAACAACAAAGAAAUCCUUCCCAAGUUUACAGCAGACAACAUCAGGAGAUUCAAGCGGCUUUUGGAUCCUAGUAUAGGACUUCUACUAAAAGGAAAUGAAGUUCUGCCUUGGUUGUGUGAAGUAUUUACAUAA